Messenger RNA from Labrus mixtus (cuckoo wrasse), 4856 nucleotides. RefSeq names its product WD repeat domain 62 (gene wdr62). Gene Ontology annotation, molecular function: protein binding. The coding region runs from base 400 to 4674 and encodes 1424 amino acids. The transcript is spliced from 34 exons. NCBI's taxonomy places the organism in Eukaryota, Metazoa, Chordata, Actinopteri, Labriformes, Labridae. The record is from RefSeq and is a predicted model, not a curated record.
GGCACCUGAACGCACCAAUAGUCUUCUGCUAGUACAGUUCGCGGUUUCAGAAACAGCCAGUCGCACAGUUCCCUUAGUUCCACAUUCCAGUCCAGCAGGUGGCGCGAGUGCACCUCUACGAUAAUAUAACAGGAGAAGAAGAAGUGGGCGGGGCUCUGUUUGAACCGGAGUCCCGCCGCACAGAUAUGUGUCAGGUUUCUUCCAGUUAGCAUGAAGCUAAGCUAGUCCUCCAUCAUUGUCAUCAGCGGAGAGUUUAGAGAAAGUUCCCCACUCCUCCCAUCACUCAUCACGGAGCUUUAUGGAGCAGCACCGCGCUGUUUUUAACACCGUUUAAUCUCCGGUGUCGCGGCUCGGUGUAGUUUUAUCUCCCUGUGUUCCGGUGACCGUGAGGCGGGGAGGAUGGCAGACACCGCGAAGAGGAGACAACCAGCGGGGAGGAAGAGCCGACAGAGCCGCCACAAGAACACCUCCAGCAGGGUGAGUCUGGAGAAAGUUCUAGGUAUCAGCACAGUCAGCAGCAGCGGUGUGACGUCUGAUCCAAACUCAGGGCUCAUCGCCUAUCCUGCAGGGUGUGUCAUCGUGCUGCUUCACCCGAAGAAGAACAAACAGAGUCACAUCAUCAACACGUCCAGGAAGCCCUUCAGUGCUCUGGCCUUCUCGCACGAUGGGAAACACCUGGUCACUGGUGAGAGCGGUCACAUGCCCUGUGUCCGGGUGUGGGAGGUGGGUGGAGGACAAGUGGCCGAGGUUCAGUCUCAUAAAUACGGAGUUUCCUGUGUGGCGGUCUCCACCAACAGCCGCUACAUCGUCUCUGUGGGAUACCAACACGACAUGACCGUCAGCGUGUGGGACUGGAGGAAAGGUUCCAUCAUCGCCUCAAACAAAGUGUCCAGCAGAGUGUUCGCCGUCUCCUUCUCUCAGGACAACAGCUACUUUGUCACCGCCGGAAACAGACACGUCAAGUUCUGGUACCUGGACGCCUCUAAAGAGAAACGGGUGAACAGCACGGUGCCUCUGAUUGGUCGGUCAGGGUUGCUAGGAGACCAUAAGAACAGUGUGUUCAGCGGGGUGGCAUGUGGGCGUGGCCUCAAGGCGACCAGCACCUACUGCAUCACCAGCUCUGGUCUGCUGUGUCUGUUCAACAGCAACCGACAGCUGGAGGCCUGGGUCAACCUGAAGACGUCGUCGGCGAGCUGUCUGGCCGUCAGCGAGGACUUUAUCUUCUGCGGCUGUGCUGACGGUGUGGUCAGAGUGUUCAGUCACUCCGGCCUGCAGUACAUCAGCACGCUGCAGCGCCCCCACAGGCUUGGAGUGGAACUCAUCCACAGCGUGGAGCAAGGCAGCCGCUCACCUGCCACUCCAGGUGCUCAGUACCCCGACACGCUGGCGCUGACCUUUGACCCCGCAGCCAAACACCUGACCUGUGUGUACAACGACCACAGCGUGUACGUGUGGGACGUGACGGACGUGAGGAGCGGGAGGAGGCUGUACUCUGCUCUGUACCACAGCAGCUGUGUGUGGAGCGUCCAGGUGUAUCCGGAGGUGUCAGAGUUGUCUCAGGCCUGUCUGCCUCCGUCCUCCUUCCUCACCUGUUCCUCUGAUAGCACAAUCAGGCUGUGGCACGCCGACCCCCCCACUGGGCACGCCGACCCCCCCACAGGACACACCAACCUGUACAGCAACGACCUGCUGAGGAUUCUGUACGUGGGCGAGAACACGCAGCGACCGCAGGCCGAGGGCGAGAAGGGCGAGGCAGCUGCAGGGGCUGAUGGGAAGGCGGGGAUCAGAGUGCUGAGUAUCAGUCCUGAUGGACAACAGCUGGCAGCUGGAGACCGCUGUGGAAACCUGCGUAUCUUUGGUCUGAAGUUUCUGGACCAGCUGGUGAAGAUCGAGGCUCAUGACUCGGAAGUGUUGUGUUUGGAGUUCUCCCCCACAUCCACAGGUGUGAAGCUGUUGGCGUCGGCCAGCAGGGAUCGACUAAUCCACGUCUUCAACCUGGAGGAGAACUACAGCCUGCAGCAGACACUGAGCGACCACUCGGCCUCCAUCACUGCUGUCAAGUUCACGGGUGAGAGUCCGGAGGUUCGAAUGGUGAGCUGUGGAGCCGACAAAAGCAUCUACUUCCAGACAGCUGAGCAGGCGGCGGACGGUCUGUCGUUCUCCAGGAGUCAUCACGUGGUGGAGAAGACAACGUUGUACGACAUGGACCUGGACUCGACGAGGACACACGUGGCCAUCGCAUGUCAGGACCGAAACAUCAGGGUGUACAACGUGGAGACGGGGAAGCUGAAGAAGUGUUUGAAGGGCUCGUCCAGUGAAGAAGGAGCUCUGCUGAAGGUUGAGAUGGAUCCGUCCGGGUCGUUCUUUGCCACCAGCUGCUCCGACAAAAACAUCUCCAUCUUUGACUACGAGUCUGGAGAGUGUGUGGCCACGCUGUUCGGACACUCAGAGAUCGUCACCUGUAUGAGGUUCAGUCAGGACUGCAGACACCUCAUCACUGUGUCAGGAGACAGUUGUGUGUUUGUGUGGAGGUUGGACUCUCAGAUGACCAGCACCAUGAGAAAGAGGCGGGGCUUCAAAGUGAGCGCUGCACCUGAAAGCUGCAGCAUCAGACAGCAGAACAUCAGGAGAGAGACCUUCACCAGCGUGCCCUCGUCUCAGCUGUCUCAGCUGGACGAAGAGGAGGAGGCUGACAGCGGUACUCCAGCUAGACCGGACUCUGCUCAGGAUCCUCAGCUGCUUCAGACCAACGGGAAGCUGCCCAUGUGGUUCAGGAAACUGCAGGGGCAGGGCGGAGCCUCCUGUGCAGUCCAAUCAGAUGCAGAGCCUCAGCAGGUACGGAGUCGUUGGGCGGAGCAGCAGGACCCUGUGGUCAUCUGCUCCACCUUCUCCCCGAGCCCCACCAAGAGUCAGGAGGGAGAGGAGGAGGAAGAGGAGGAGGAGGACUUCCACCCUCAGAGUCUGGAGAGUCUUCUGGGAGACGAGGAGGAAGAGGAGGAGGAAGAGGAGGAGGAGGAGGUCAGCAAACAAACUGGUGAGGAGGGGGGCACCUUCAUCCUCCACCCAAACACCAACAACACUGUGGACAGGGAUUUUGAUGUUGGAGGUGUAACAGACUCUCGGCGGUCUCUGACCAAGCUGGAGGUCACAGGUACGGGGGUGGAGCCUGUGUGGAGCAGCCAGCUGAGUCCGGACUCGGCCCUAUCUGAAGGUUCAGCAGGAAGUUUGGAGCAGCAGCACGACGCAGACACAGACUCUCUGAGUCAGGGCAGCUCUGUGGGCAGUCUGGUCCUGGAGGAGGACGAGGACAGGAACUGUCUGAAGAACCACUUUGAUACUCUGGCCUCCAGUCUGAACGACGAGAAGUUUGACACUGACCUGAGGACCGUGCAGCCUCCCGAGGAAAAACACUUCCUGAACCCCCGACUCAGCAUCUCCACCCGUUUCCUGUCCCGAUUCCAGGACAGGAUCAGGACGUGGCCGAGCCAGGCUCCUCCCUCGGUCUCCAUCCCAAGCAGGAUCUCAGAGGAAAGCAACAUCAGCAACACAUCGGUAAACUCUGAGUCGAGCAGCGAGGUCACUUCAACUGAUCCUAUUCAGAAAGAAAACAACGACAGUACAGCAAGAUCCAACCAGUCACUUCUCCGUCGUAGAGCCUCCUGCCGCCCAAUACGCCGACGACACACCGUUGUUGUCGUCCAAUGUGGAGAAAAGCUAGGAGAUGUCCCCUCCAGGACUCUGGUGACCCACAACAGCAGCGUGGUGUCUGCGGUCCAGCAGGGGGCGCCUCGCCUCGGGUACCUCGGAACCACAGCAAGCUCCAGAGCCAAACUGAUCCAAGACACCAUCGCCUCCUCCAACACCUCGUCUAACACCUCCUCCACCUCCUGUCAUGAGGAGGAGGAGGAGAACCUGUCCUCCUCUUCAGACCUGCUGAUUCAUCCCCACCUGAUGUCAGCUGGUGUGGACCUCCAGAGCACCAACCCUGUCCCCAACCAGGGCCAGACCUGCAGUGUUGCGUCGUCGUCCGAGGAUCACACACCUGAACAAGACCUGCAGGUGUUUAGCACGCCCACCCGUGUGAUGUCAGAGGGCGCGGUCGCCAGGUGGAGCGUUAGCAGCAUCGAAGAAACGCUGACGAAUAUAAACCAAACCCUCAUCCCAAGUCCCGCCCCCUCCAUUACCCUAACAGGCACACCCAGAGCUUGUGAUGUCAUCGCCUGCCCCGCCUCCAGACGGGAGGAGGGUCUAGGAGCGUCUGAGACUGAUCCAGGUAACACAGACAGAUCUUCAGGAGCUGACCUCCCGACCUCUUCCUCGUCUCCUCUGACUGACAGACCCCGCCUUCCCCAAACAGGUUCAGGUGAUGAAGAGUCGGUCAGUCUGCAGCAGUGUCAGCACGUCGCCAGCGAGAUGAGAGAGACGGCAAAACGAGCUGUACACCUGUACCAACAGCUCGGCGGGUCGGAGCAGCGUCUUCAGAUGUCGUGCGUCCUGCGGGAGGCGUUUGAUGUCGUUCACUCUGAGCUGCAGGCGGUGCUGCGGGGCGGAGAUGGGCGGGGCAGCGGCAGCGCCCCCUCUGGCCUCAUGGAGAGCGACGGGACGAUGUCUCUGCUGGAGAAGUACUCUGAGCUGCUGGUUCAGAUGACCCAGAACAAACUGAACAGAGUGUGAACCCCCCCACCACGCUGCGGGCUGUACGGAGGCUGAAAGAGGACAAACUUCCCUCCAGGCUCUUUCAUAAACAUCAGUAUUAAGUUUUAGCACCUUACGUUUGUUUUUAUGGAGCAGACGUUUGAGAUCACGUCUUUGUACAGAAAGUGUUUUUAAUGUUCUUUAAUAAAAGUUUCAUGUUC